Molecule: messenger RNA, 1716 nt
Organism: Geosmithia morbida
Lineage: Eukaryota; Fungi; Ascomycota; Sordariomycetes; Hypocreales; Bionectriaceae
Product: Major Facilitator Superfamily
Exons: 2
Coding region: 1-1716 (571 amino acids)
Biological process (GO): transmembrane transport
Molecular function (GO): transmembrane transporter activity
Source: RefSeq, a predicted model, not a curated record
AUGCCCAACAUUGAAACUAGAGAUGGCACUGAACUAUGGCCACCCGGCACCGUUUAUCUCGAGAAGGCGAAUGCCACUGGCAGAGGCAAGGGCAAAAUCGUCCUUCAACCACGGCCAUCCCGCGAUGUGAACGAUCCUCUCAACUGGUCAACACGACGAAAAUACUGGAAUUUUGCGCUGGUCUGCUUUUACGUCUCCAUGGUAGCAGAAUGCAUCAAUGCACCAACGCCUACAUGGGGCCCAAUGAACAAGGAGCUUGGAUUCAGUUACGAGAUCCUAAACGACAGUUAUGCUGCCGGAUGUGCAGCUCUUGGGGUCGGGUCUAUAUUCAUGAUACCCUUCGCCCUGAAUUAUGGACGUCGCCCGUUAUAUAUUAUUACAGCCGCCAUCCAAUGUGGUGUCAGUGUUUGGUCUGCGAAAUUGCAAACGCCGGCGGAUAUUAUAGCGUUCAACGUGGUCCAGUGUUUCGUUGCCAGUCUUGCUGAGGCAAUCGUUCAGAUGACAAUUGCCGACGUCUUCUUCCUACAUCAGCGAGGGCGCAUGAAUGCCAUUUAUGUAUGGACAUGGCUACUGGCUAGUAACCUGGGGACACUGAUUGCUGGCUUCAUCACUGCGGCUCAGGGGUGGAGAUGGAUUUGGUGGUGGAACAGCGUUGUGUUUGGGUUCUCAAUCUUACUGUUCUACUUUGGGUAUGAAGAAACCAGAUUCGUUCCUCCCGCUGUGGCCUCCGUCGAUCCGGUCCUGGCGGAUUCAGUCGACAAAACUGAUGUUGGAGAGGAUGCCAAGACAUCAUCGGCGGGUACAAAGUUCGUUAUUAACGGAAAGGAUGAGGCUCCAGAGGGGACAUCAUCGGACUUUCUAGGAGACCUAGAGUCUUCUAACCAUGCGAGCCCACAAACCGACUUUGACCCCGCCAUUCCAAAGAAAACCUAUUGGCAGAAGCUAUCCAUCAUUGAUCGUGCCUCAGUUUCCUCGUCAAUUUCUGUUUCUGUCAUCAUUCAACAGAUGUUGCAGCCGUUUGCCAUAUUAUUUACGAUACCAGCAGUUGGUCACGUUGCACUUGUCUAUGGGAUCCUGGUUGGAUUGGGUGACGUCAUGUCGACUACAAUGUCAUCAUUUCUACCGGAACCUCCCUACAACUGGUCCUCGGACAGCAUAGGGCUGAUGAGCGUCCCAAAAAUGAUAGGAGUCACUCUCGGUGCCGUGGUUGUUGGGCCUCUCAGUGAUUGGUGGAUCAUCUACAAAUCUCGUCGCAACGACGGUGUAUAUCACCCAGAGAUGCGAUUGUGGUGUGUCAUUCCAUUCUUGUUGUUUGUCCCCGCCGGAGCGCUUCUGUUCGGAAUCGGUCUCUCCGAGCACCUUUCAUGGCUCUCGAUCGCGGUUGGGCUAGGCCUCUACAAUUUCGGCAUCGCACCGAUCAAUAGUAUUGCGAUUACAUAUCUUACUGACUCCUAUAAAGAUAUUAUUGGCCCGGCGCUGGUAAGCGUCACUGUCAUUCGAAAUGUUUUUAGCACAAGCUUUAUCUUUGCCCUGGACCCAUGGGAGGCCAAGAUCGGACUGAAAUAUGUCCUUGUCACUAUUCUUCUUAUAGUCUGUGUUAUUCUUUCUGGGUUUGGUGCCUUUAUUCGUUAUGGGAGGAAGUUUCGCGAGAAAACAGUUACUCGCUAUGAAUAUUAUGCGAAGAAUAAUUCCCAUGGUAAGGAAAGGCGCUCUUAG